GCUGCCGAAGCAGUCAUAAUGAAGCAGAAGCAGUACUGCAACGCGCAACGUGCAUUACUGGCGCUGUUAUUGUCGAUUGUAGUUGCUAUCACAUUCCUCGGCAUCUUAUCAUCGCGCAUGAUGUCACAGCUAGACCUUUUGAGUAAUGACAGAAAGUAUGAAGUAAUAACGCGAGAGUUGGAAAUUGUACAACGCGAAAUGCAUAAAAUCAAGACAGAUAUUGAUAUGCUGCGCUUGAUGACCUCAUCACCGGGUACACCAACCUGGAAUACCUCCACGCUACUGAGCAGUCGAUUGGAACAUAUCGAAAAUCAGAUUGAUGACAUUGUUGAGAAGAUACAGGUAAUAGUUGCUCGUUUUUGA
This is a messenger RNA of Gongylonema pulchrum, 363 nucleotides long. NCBI's taxonomy places the organism in Eukaryota, Metazoa, Nematoda, Chromadorea, Rhabditida, Gongylonematidae. The record is from the annotation of a GenBank genome assembly.